AUGGAAAGGUCCAUCCAACUCCUGGCCUGCUUGGCAUGUGUCCUCCAGAUGGGCUCGCUUGUGAGAACUACGAGAGAUGCUCUGGGGGAUUUGCUCGACACAGAGGUGCACAGUGCGCCGGAGCAGCGCUGGUCCAUGCAGGUGCCAGCGGAGGUGAGCGCGGAGGCGGGCGAGGCGGCGAUGCUGCCCUGCACCUUCACGCACCCGCACCGCCACUACGACGGGCCGCUGACGGCCAUCUGGCGCGCGGGCGAGCCGUACGCGGGCCCGCAGGUGUUCCGGUGCACCGUGGCACGCGGCAGCGAGCUGUGCCAGACGGCGCUGAGCCUGCAGGGCCGCUUCCGCCUGCUGGGCAACCCGCGCCGCAACGACCUGUCCGUGCGCGUCGAGCGCCUCGCCCUGGCGGACAGUGGCCGCUACUUCUGCCGCGUGGAGUUUGCCGGCGACGCCCACGACCGCUAUGAGAGCCGCCACGGGGUCCGGCUGCGCGUGACGGCUGCGCCCCGGAUCAUCAACAUCUCGGUGCUGCCAGGCCCCGCGCACGUCUUCCGCGCGCUCUGCACGGCCGAGGGGGAGCCCCCGCCUACCCUCUCCUGGUCGGGCCCGGCCCUGGGCAACGGCACAGCUGCCAUGCCGGGCCAGGCUCACGGCUACCAGGUGACCGCCGAGCUGCCCGCGCUGACCCGUGAUGGCCGCUACACGUGCACGGCAGCCAAUAGCCUGGGCCACGCGGAGGCCAGCGUCUACCUGUUCCGCUUCCAUGGCGCCUCUGGAACCUCGACGCUGGCACUCCUGCUCGGGGCGCUGGGCCUCAAGGCGCUGCUGCUGCUUGGCGUUAUGGGUGCGCGCGCCACCCGCCGUCGACUAGAUCACCUGGUCACGCAGGACACCCCUCCACGAUCUCAGGCUCAAGAGUCCAAUUACGAAAAUUUGAACCAAAUGAGGCCCCCAGGCCACCAACUUCCACGUGUUUACUCUGAGGAACUCCUUGGCCAUCACCAUCCAAUCGUGCACCAUGAGAAAUGA
This is a messenger RNA of Phodopus roborovskii (desert hamster), 1026 nucleotides long. It is a transcript of the gene Siglec15, whose product is annotated as sialic acid binding Ig like lectin 15. Gene Ontology annotation, biological process: regulation of actin cytoskeleton organization; regulation of osteoclast development; regulation of bone resorption. The transcript has 6 exons. Gene Ontology annotation, cellular component: plasma membrane. The coding region runs from base 1 to 1026 and encodes 341 amino acids. Lineage: Eukaryota; Metazoa; Chordata; Mammalia; Rodentia; Cricetidae. The record is from RefSeq and is a predicted model, not a curated record.